AUGGGGCAAAUCUACUCGACUGCCCACAGCACCGUCAUCCACCUCGGCCAUCUCACGUCCGACGUCACUGAAGUGUUUUCUGUACCCCGUGAUUUCGCCCCCGAGCCCGGCACGGAUAACGGCGAAAGUACCGCCGUCGCCGCGAUAGGAGAAGGAGGGCCUUGGAGCUUGCUUUCCAAGACGUGGUUUGAGCGCGUCUGGGUCUUUCAGGAGCUUGUCCUAUCGAGAGAUCCCUGGGUCCAAUGCGGCAGCAGACGGAUACGAUGGCGCGAAUUCUGCGCCUUCUUCCUCGAUGGUAGAGGCCAAGGCUCGUCACCGAGGGUGCAGAAUGACGGAGAGAGGCGGCGCGUCCUGGCGGAUAUGAACGCGAGCUGGGCCAGCCAGUCGAGGCUCCCUCUCCACCGCGCCGUUAAGGCGCGUAGAGGCCUGGGCGCCACGAACCCGGCCGACUUUGUCUACGCGACGUUUGGCAUCAUUAGUGAUCUUGAGACUGUUGAGCAGUACCUGAAGAUUGACUACAACAUGUCAGUUGGGCGUACUUUUGGCAAAGUUGCCCAGUAUAUGUUCUACGAGCUCGGCAUUGAGCAGAUGGUGUUUCACGUAGACGACGCUCCCGCUUCGAAACGAGUAGAUGGGCUCCCUUCCUGGGCACCCGAUUGGAACCUCGAAGCUUCUUACACCAAGAGAAAUCCGCUGUGCAUGGUCCAGGACAACAGCCUGAGCCAGGUCAGAGUGAAGAAAGAGGUCCACCAUGCUUUUACCGAGUCUGCGAAUGGUGAUCUGCCGCUCGUUUUGGGGCACAUUGGCAUGAGGGUUGAGACGAUCGAGCACGUCGGCUGCGUCAUGCCUGCUGGCCUGCAGAAGUCGCAUCUGACUGCAGACUAUGACGCCGCCAGGUCAGAGUUGAUGGGCAUAUAUAGAAAUGCUUACGCCUCGGGGGACAGGUUCGGUCAGUAUCGACACGUUCCACUAAAGGGCAAGGAAGCGGAGCAUGAGCGUCUCUGCCAGGCCGUCGGAACUAUAUGGGUCGCGGCAGUCGAGGACUUCCACAGGCAACCAUCAGUUGCCGAUUCCCAGCCGGGAGGAGAUAACGACUUUCUCGAAGCCCUCGCGCGUUGGCUGGCCUCAGAAGCGAGCAAGCAGCGCGAAUUCGUGGGCUCAGGCACAAACGGCAUCAUCAAGCGCCUCUACGGCUACUUUGCCCGCACAGGCGGCCAUUCCGACCUCGAAGGCAGGCGACUAGCCUCGACGGGAGACGGCAGGAUGAGUAUCGUGCCGGCGCAGGCUUCGGCGGGUGACGUGAUUGCGUAUCUCGUGGGCAGCAACACGCCCGUCCUGCUUCGUUCAAAGGACGCUGGGGUCCACGGGCCAGAGAUUGAGCGUAUGUUGUUGGAGUCCCUGAGACAGCCUGGAUGUGGCGUUGUCACGAUGACGAAUGAGCAGAAGGAGCAGGAGCUGUGGAGGGUUCCUGAGCAGGGCGAUGUCUCGGUUGAGCACUUUUCGGUUGUUGGGGAGGCGUAUCUGGAUGGGCAUGUGGGCUGGGCUUUGAGGUAUUUGCCCCAAGAGUCUAGUAUGCGGAUAUUUGCACUGCACUGA
Molecule: messenger RNA, 1596 nt
Organism: Colletotrichum acutatum
Lineage: Eukaryota; Fungi; Ascomycota; Sordariomycetes; Glomerellales; Glomerellaceae
Product: HET domain-containing protein
Exons: 1
Coding region: 1-1596 (531 amino acids)
Source: RefSeq, a predicted model, not a curated record